CUAAAUUGGCCGUUGUUUGUGGCCCUGUGAUGGAUAGCGUUUUUUUCUCUAGUUUCUUACCAGAUUGAUUCACGUGCUGCAGUAUGAGGCUCCUGUCAAUGCUCGCUCGUGUUACUUCCCCUGCCUGUUUUUUACAACCUAUCGCAUCUUCACAUGUCUACCCCUACGCUCAGUUAUUUAUUCAUCUCUGCUCAAGUCACAUUACUGCACCAGCUGCCUGUGUGAAACCACCUAACGUACGAAAGCUGUUUCCUGGAGUCUUUUUUAUGUUAAUAUUGUCAAGAAGACAAUGAAUAGGACAAGUUGUCCUCGUGUCAGCUUUGAAUUUACGAGCAAAUUCCUGCCUCCUGUUUUAAUCUUAGUAUUCAUUGUUGGCCUGGUUGCUAAUGGAUGGGGGUUGAAGUCAUUGCUACACAACUGGAGGAAACUGGGGAACGUCAAUGUGUUUGUUCUCAACCUUGGACUCGCAGAUGUUUUGUAUCUGCUCACACUUCCAUUUUUGAUGGUUUACUACUUUCGAAGGAGUGAAUGGAUCUUUGGAGCUACAUUCUGCAAGAUGACAAGAUUCUGCUUCAACCUGAAUUUAUAUGGCACCAUUGGAUUCCUUACUUGCAUUAGUGUGUACCGGUACUUGGCUAUUGUUCAUCCAAUGAAAGUGUUAGGAAGAGUAACUGUCAAGCAUUCAGUCACUGUUUCAGUCCUGGUUUGGCUGUUGGUGGGUGUUCAAAGUCUUCCAGACAUGUUCUACCCAAAGUCUGGAAACAAUGCUUGGAAGUGCUAUGAGACCACCCAUGAUGACUUUGUCGAAGACUAUCUGAAAUACAGCCUUGGGUGGACAUUGACUGGCUUUUGUAUCCCAUUCCUGAUCACACUGGGCUGUUAUGGACAUGUAAUCGUCAUACUCUGCUCUAAAAAUACCACUGACAAUAUACUGAGAGAAAAAUGCUUGAAGUUGUUGUUUAUUUUGAUCCUUCUGUUCUCAAUUUGUUACAUUCCCUAUCAUUUAUUCAAGAACCUAAAUCUGUGGUCAAGAGUUCUGCUAAAACAGAGGAUCUGCCAUGAAUGGUCUAAUGGAGUCUACAUUGCUCAUCAGAUAAGUCGGGGCCUUGUGUGUCUGAACAGUGCUCUCAAUCCUCUGAUUUACCUGCAUGGAAGUAAAGAUAUUGGCACACAGCUCGUACAGCUGCUGCAGCGAGCUCGUCGAGCUUUCAGGCUGCUGUCAGUCACUUCUGCUCAAUCUGUCAGGACGUAAUUGUCAUGUAAACUUUACAACAUAUCUGACUGUAGAAGAUCAUAGUUUAUAUCCCUCACAUUGCCAAUAACAUGCUCAUAAAAUUGCCUCAAUCAGUUCUUGAUGUGUGCCUGUAAAGCCUUACAGAGUGUAACAAGACCACAUUUGUGGUUGUGUUGUUAAUGCAGGAAGUUCACUGAGCUUUCAAUUACAGUAUGCAGAUUGUGUAAGUUUCACUUUAAGUUUUCAACGGUUUGUAGUUGUAAAUAAACCUUUUCCCCCCGAA
Molecule: messenger RNA, 1517 nt
Organism: Solea senegalensis (Senegalese sole)
Lineage: Eukaryota; Metazoa; Chordata; Actinopteri; Pleuronectiformes; Soleidae
Product: P2Y purinoceptor 1-like
Exons: 1
Coding region: 290-1252 (320 amino acids)
Biological process (GO): G protein-coupled receptor signaling pathway
Cellular component (GO): membrane
Molecular function (GO): neuropeptide receptor activity
Source: RefSeq, a predicted model, not a curated record